AUGUCAGGACGAGGCAAAGGCGGGAAAGGACUCGGGAAGGGAGGCGCUAAGCGUCACCGUAAGGUUCUCCGCGAUAAUAUCCAGGGAAUCACCAAGCCCACUAUUCGCCGUUUGGCGCGCCGUGGCGGAGUAAAGCGUAUUUCUGGCCUGAUCUACGAAGAAACUCGCGGUGUACUUAAGGUGUUUCUGGAGAACGUCAUCCGCGACGCCGUCACCUACACCGAGCAUGCUAAGAGAAAGACCGUCACCGCCAUGGAUGUGGUGUACGCCCUGAAACGCCAGGGACGCACCCUCCCAACAGCACUACAUUGCCGGUCAGCACGGGAAGCGAUGGCAAGAACCAAGCAGACCGCGCGUAAAUCCACCGGCGGUAAGGCGCCUAGGAAGCAGCUCGCCACUAAAGCCGCCCGCAAGAGCGCGCCGGCUACCGGCGGUGUGAAGAAGCCUCACCGUUACAGGCCCGGCACUGUGGCUCUGAGGGAGAUUCGCCGUUACCAGAAGUCUACCGAGCUGCUCAUCCGUAAGCUCCCGUUCCAGCGCCUGGUGAGAGAAAUCGCUCAGGACUUUAAGACCGAUCUGCGCUUUCAGAGCUCGGCUGUCAUGGCCCUGCAGGAGGCGAGCGAGGCCUAUCUCGUCGGUCUGUUCGAAGACACCAAUCUGUGCGCUAUUCACGCCAAGAGAGUGACCAUCAUGCCCAAGGACAUUCAGCUGGCCCGCCGUAUUCGCGGAGAGCGCGCUUAA
Messenger RNA from Clarias gariepinus (North African catfish), 741 nucleotides. RefSeq names its product histone H3-like. Gene Ontology annotation, cellular component: nucleosome. NCBI's taxonomy places the organism in Eukaryota, Metazoa, Chordata, Actinopteri, Siluriformes, Clariidae. The coding region runs from base 1 to 741 and encodes 246 amino acids. Gene Ontology annotation, molecular function: DNA binding; protein heterodimerization activity; structural constituent of chromatin. The transcript is spliced from 5 exons. The record is from RefSeq and is a predicted model, not a curated record.